Molecule: messenger RNA, 2980 nt
Organism: Ictidomys tridecemlineatus (thirteen-lined ground squirrel)
Lineage: Eukaryota; Metazoa; Chordata; Mammalia; Rodentia; Sciuridae
Source: RefSeq, a predicted model, not a curated record
GCUCAUUCAGAACCUUCCUUGUGAAGGCAAUUUUAAUAAUAAUAUUGUCAUUCUUUCAGAUUUCUUAGUGAAUCUUCGUCAUAAUCAAAGAAUUCAUGAUGUUGACAACAGACAAAAGUAAUCAAUUCAGGAAGAAUUACUACUGAAGAAAAAGACAGGAUAAAGGAACUUUGGAUGUUAAGCAGACAUAAACUUUUAAACUUAUGGAACUUUCCAUUCAGAAGAAAUGCUGUGGCCCUUCUCUUGACCCACAGCAAACGGUGCACAAUAAACUGCGUAGCUGAAGAAAUUACAGACUCCUCACAAAUGAGAGACAUUCAAGGCUGCAUAGUCUCCAGCUGAAGGAAAAUAACCAACAGCUUCUCCGCAGUGUAGAUUGGAAGAAGGGGAAGAUGAACCUCACAAACUGUACCACAGAAGCCAGCACCACUGUAAGACCCAAGACCAUCACAGAGAAGAUGUUUAUUUGCCUGACUCUGGUGAUUAUCACCACCCUGACCAUGUUGCUGAACUCGGCUGUGAUUGUGGCCAUCUGCACCACCAAGAAACUCCAUCAGCCUGCAAACUAUCUAAUCUGCUCUCUGGCGGUGACAGACCUCCUGGUGGCAGUGCUGGUCAUGCCCCUGAGCAUCAUGUACAUUGUCAUGGACAGCUGGAAGCUUGGGUACUUCGUCUGUGAGGUGUGGCUGAGUGUGGACAUGACCUGCUGCACCUGUUCCAUCCUCCAUCUCUGUGUGAUUGCCCUGGACAGGUACUGGGCCAUCACCAAUGCUAUUGAAUAUGCCAGGAAGAGGACAGCCAAGCGGGCUGGACUGAUGAUCCUCACCGUCUGGACCAUCUCUAUCUUCAUCUCCAUGCCCCCUCUGUUUUGGAGGAGCCACCGCCAACUCAGCCCACCCCCCAGUCAGUGCACCAUCCAGCAUGACCAUGUCAUCUACACCAUUUACUCCACACUUGGGGCAUUUUAUAUCCCCUUGACUUUGAUCCUGAUUCUCUAUUACCGCAUUUACCAUGCGGCCAAGAGUCUUUACCAGAAAAGGGGAUCGAGCCGGCACUUAAGCAACAGAAGCACAGACAGUCAGAAUUCUUUUGCAAGUUGCAAACUUACACAGACUUUCUGCGUGUCUGACUUCUCCACCUCAGACCCUACCACAGAGUUUGAAAAGAUCCACACCUCCAUCAGGAUCCCUCCCUUCGACAAUGAUCUAGAUCACCCAGGGGAACGCCAGCAAAUCUCUAGCACCAGAGAACGCAAGGCAGCUCGCAUCCUGGGACUGAUUUUGGGUGCAUUCAUUUUGUCUUGGCUGCCAUUCUUCAUCAAAGAGUUGAUUGUAGGUCUGAGCAUCUACACUGUGUCCUCUGAAGUGGCUGAUUUUUUGACAUGGCUUGGCUAUGUUAAUUCUCUGAUCAACCCUCUGUUGUACACGAGUUUUAAUGAAGACUUUAAGCUGGCUUUUAAAAAGCUCAUUAGGUGCCGAGAGCAUACUUAGAUUGUAAAAAACCCAAAAGUGUGACUUUUACCAUAGCUCAUGAGUGAACGGGGGUACGGGGUACAGCUUACUAAUUCUUGAACAUACUUGGUUCAGGAGAGUUUGUAAGUAUAUGUGGUCUUGUUUGGUUGGUUUCUUUUUCUUUUUUUCUUUUGUUAUUUGGUGUGCUGUUUUCUACCUCUGGUCUUAUUUGUGGUACCUCAUUUCAAAUAAACAUUAUCAUAUAAAAACAGAAAUUAUAUAGAAAUAAUAAUAAAGUGAAAUAGUAGGUACUUUUUGUAUAUUUUCUCUAGCCAUUUCAGGUAAUCCUGCAAUUAAAGAAUGCCCCCAUAAAUUUAUUUGCAGAAUUUCUUACUGCUUGUAAAUCAAAUAUCUGAUAACUUGCCCUCAUGUGGCAUUAAAUCUGAGGUUAUAGCUCUAUGUGCAUACAUAUUCCAGCAAGAAUUGCAUGAAUACACAAAGAAUAAAAAGAAAGUGGCAUUUUGUCAUCUGUUCUUGGAGACCUGAGCUAAAAUCAUUUACUGUGACUACAUAGCCUACUCUUUCCAGGCACAAAUAGUACAUCUGGCAUGUUCUCUUUGGUUCAUAAUUAAAUAGGUUUUCUUGUUCUCUAAAAAAGAACAUGCAAUGAUUGCCCUCGCACUUUCUUAACCCCUUUACUAUGAAUAUGAAACAUAAGCAAAUAAGAAAAAUCAUCUAAAUCUACUUUGGUCAAUGCAUUGCAGACAGACAAAUUAGGCCUUCUCCCAAUCCAAAAUGUAUUCCAGGUGAGCCUCCCAUACACCCUCUCACUCUAGCAUGAUUCAGGUACAUGUCAAGUUUGGGGAACUUUUGGAGAAGCUUAACGCAGUGAUCAAAUGAGAGAAUAUAUUAUUUGAAGAAUUUUGUUGGAGAAUGUUACUCCAAAUUUAAAUUACUCAAUUGAGCACUUGGAAAGAGAUAAAAAGUUGAAAAUCUGUUUGCAACAAAGGCCACCAAUUAGGAAAUGAGCAAAAAAUUUUGUCUCCCAGAAUCUCUGUGGCUUCCACGAUAGACUGCACCCUGGAACCAGGAAAGUGCAAGUGGACCUGAAGCCAUAGACAGAGUGGGCUGCCUCAGCACCCCUGAGCUAGAGUGACUGUUCUAGUCUUAUGGAGGAGCUCACCACUACAAGGUCAAGAGUGAUGACAGGAGGACAGAAAACCUGCAAAUUCUUGUAUACGGCUCCUUGCCUCUCAUUAAGGGCCUCUCCCAUUUCUUCACUCUUCUGAAUUACUGAGAAGGCAUGGGUUUGCCUCCUUACCACUUCCAUUUAGCCCUUGAAUCUAUCCCCUCUCAACUUUUCUGUAAUCUUGCUCCUUUCCAUUCCCCUGUUCUCCCUCCCCCCUCCUCUCCCAUCCCACCCUUUUCUUCUGCUACUCUUUUUUGUUGUCAUCUAUUAACUUUGCUUAAGUCUUUUGAUAUGAAUAUCAACUUUCUCUGGCCCUUCAUCCCCAUCAAUCUCCGGCUUC